UAUGUUCCACUGCAGCAUCAGUGCAAAAAAAAGGAGAGAGAGGAAAAAAGACACGACUCAGUGGACGGGAAAGAGAAAAUAAAGACAGAGAAGAAGAAGAAGAAGAAGAAGAAGAAGAGGAAGAGAGCGUGACGAGAAGACAGAGAGAGACGUGACACCUGCAGAGCCGGCAGCCGGAGCAGCGACCUGACCGAGAGGCUCCAUCAGAGUUUGGACUGUGAACGCAUCACACACACACACACACACACACACACUUAAACAACUAAAAGCCCAGUUGUGUACCCGUCCCUGCUCUCCAGAGGGUCCCGGGUCCCUGGAGUGUGUGUCUGUCUGGGUGUGUUGAUGAGUGUGUGGGUGUCCCGCGUCACUUUUCAUGGGACAUUGAGAGAUGUGUGUGUCACAGCGCCGGUGGACGGGCUAUAGGGGGCCGCACUCCCCCGGCCUCCCCCUCAUCCUCCUCCUCCUCCUCCCUUUGUCCUUCCUCUCCUCGACACCUCCGCUCGCUCAGGGAGCCAUCCACAUCCCCGACAACUAUAAAGUGCAGAACAUGUCGCAGCCUCCGGUUCUGACCGAGUGGCCGACGUCGUUCACAGCUUUCUCUCGAGAGGACAUCUAUCUGCCCUGUGAGGCAUCUGGUAACCCAACACCCACAUACCGCUGGGUGAAGGACGGCGAGGAGUUCGGGCCGGAGCGUAAAGGAUCCGGGACGCUGCGAGCCGAUGACAACGCGACGCUCAACUUGUACGAAGGCCGGUACCGCUGCUACGCCUCCAACACCCUGGGGACCGCCGUGACACAAACAGUAAAGGUCAUCGUGGAGCCUCAACCAGUUCUUCUGAAACAACAGAAACAACAUAAGAAAGCGUACGAGGGAGAAAGCAUGAUCCUGUCCUGCAACCCUCCAGAGAGCUCCACUCCUCCACACAUCCACUGGAUGGACAAGAAGAUGGUUCACAUCAAGCAGAACGACCGCGUGAUGGUCGGCCUGGACGGGAACUUGUACUUCUCCAACCUGCUGAAGAGCGACAGCAGAGACGACUACAUCUGCAACGCCCAGUACGCAGCCGCCCGGACGAUUCUGCCUGAGACCGCCGUCAGACUCACCGUCAUGUCCAGUAACGAUGUCGGUCAAGGUAAAAAGCCGCACUUCUUCCGUCCCAGCACCCCCCACAGCUCAGUGCCGGCCCUCAGAGGGGAGAGCAUCACCCUGGAGUGUCUCCCCAAAGGACUACCCACACCGAAGGUGGAGUGGAAGAAGAAGGACGGGAGCCUGGACGACACGAGUGGCCAGCAGCAAAUGAGUAACCGCUGGCUUCACUUCGACGCCAUCACGCUGGAGGACGACGGCGAGUACGAGUGCAGAGCCGUCAACAUCCACGGCUCCACGACACACUCCUUCACUGUCAGUGUGGAAGCGGCGCCCUACUGGGUGAAGGAACCUGCCAACCUGCUGUACGCUCCUGGAGAAACUGUGCGGCUGGAGUGUCAGGCUGAAGGCAUCCCGACGCCCACCGUCACCUGGAGCAUCAACGGUGAAGCAGUCACAGGGGUGGAUGAAGAUCCUCGCCGCAGCGUGUCGGGUGGCGUGUUGAUCCUGAGGGAUGUUGAAUUUGCUGACACGGCGGUGUAUCAGUGCGAGGCCACCAACAAGCACGGCUCCGUCCUCGUCAACACCUACCUCUACGUCAUCGAGCUCCCCCCUCAGAUCCUGUCCUCUGAUGGAGUGGUGUACCGAGUCACCGAGGGCGGCAGCGUCAAGCUGCACUGCGAAGUCUUCGGCUCUCCGCGGCCGCACAUCACAUGGGAGGGUGAGGACAGGCUUCCUCUGCUGUCGGACCCUCGUAUCUCCCUGCUGACCAACGGAACGAUCGAGGUGUCGGACGUCAGUCACGACGACAGCGGAGCGUACACCUGCUCCGUCAAACACACCAACAUCUCCAUCACCGCUCACCUGGAGGUCUUCAACCGGACCGUGAUACUGACGGGCCCGCAGGACCUGCGAACUCUCAGAGGAACCAGCGCAGUGCUGGACUGUCGCUUCUACAAAGACCCUCGGCUGCACAAGUACGAGAUCGUCUGGAGGAAAGAUGGAGAAGAGCUGGAGGAAUCAUCACCAAAUGACAAGUACACUAUCCAUAAGAACGGCUCUUUGAAGGUGACGGACGUCCAACCAGACGACAACGGUUUUUAUUCCUGUGAUGUCAUCACAACCUUGGACAACGCGAAAGCCACAGGUUCCAUCACUGUAGUAGCUCCGCCCGACCGGCCCAAAGAUCUCACUCUGUCUGAUGUUGAAGACUUCAGCCUCACUCUCAGCUGGAUCCCAGGAAACUCACACAACAGCCCCAUCACAGGGUUCAUUGUGGAGGCCCGGGAGGAGCAGCACACAGAGGAGGGGAAGUGGAAGUGGGAGGAGUGGAAGAAAGUGCCCGGAGACUUCAACCACCUGCAGCUGAGCCUCCACCCGUACUGCAUCUACCGCUUCCGGGUCAUCGCCGUCAACGAGCUCGGCCAGAGCGAGCCCAGCGAGCCCUCGAGGCACCACAGCACCCCGCCGGCCAUUCCUAACAGUAACCCCACCGGUGUGCGCAGUGAUUCCUCCGACCCGAAGACUCUGGUCAUCACCUGGGAUGAGAUGGACAAGCGCUCCCACAACGGCGAGGGCUUCCUGUACAAGGUGUUUUGGCGGGAAGCCGGGAGGCCGGACGCUCAGUGGAACCACCGCGACGUACAGUCGCCGCCAUUCUUGGUGAACAACACGGGAACGUACACGCCGUUUGAGAUCAAAGUCCAGGCUGUCAACACGAUCGGAGAUGGACCGCCGCCGAAACCUGCGUACGGACACUCCGGAGAGGACAAACCGGAGGAAGCUCCCACCGGAGUCCACACGACUGUGAUGAACAGCACCAUCAGAGUGAAGUGGAACGAAGCCCAGAACGUCAGAGGUCAGCUGCUGGGAUACAAGAUCUACAUCAGGCGGCUGGGAUCCCAGGAGGGCCGCGGCAGGAGGUCUCUCGGAAAACUGCACCGCGAUGAGGAGAGAGAGGAGAGGCAGAAGCGAGGGAAGGAGAGAGACAGGGAGAGCAGGGUGGUGGUGGUGGAGGGCAAGAACACGUCAGAGGAGGUGACGGGGCUGCAGCUGUACUCUCGCUACGAGCUGUCCGUCACCGCCUUCAACAGCAAAGGAGAGAGUCCGCACUCCCCCCCGCACCACUUCAGCACCCCGGAGGGAGCUCCUGGUCCGCCUGCAUCGCUGAGGUUCGAGAGCCCGACGGAGAGAUCGCUGAUCCUCCACUGGACUCCUCCACUCGAGCCCAACGGCAAACUGCUGGGAUACAUGGUGCAGUACCAACAGGAGGUGGAGAGCAGAGACAGCCCGCUGCAGAUGCAGAUGAUCAGUGAUCCCAGUGUGCUUCACCUUGAGUUGGACCCUCUGGACCCGAGCAGCCAUUACAUCUUCAAAGUCAUCGCACGCACCGCCGCCGGAGACGGACCUCCCAUCACAGGGCGCGGCGCCACCCUGCUGGAAGGAGUUCCUCCGUCCAACAUCACCAUAGUUUCCAGUAACACGUCCCUCAACCUGAGCUGGGUGCCCGGAGAGCGAGACAGGAACCACGGCUUCCACGUCAGCUACCUCAGGAAGAGCCCCGGGUGUGACUGGCAGGAGUCUGAGGUGUUGAACUCCACGCAGGGUUUCUAUUCGCUGGCAGGCCUCCAACCAGGAAGUCAGUACCACCUGAAGAUCAUACAUGGAAACAACACCCACUGGGAGGGUCUGGCGUUCACCAUGGGCCCUGUGCCGUCAGAGAUGCCCGGUGGGUUCGCCACCCAAGGCUGGUUGAUUGGACUCAUCAGCGCCAUCGUGCUGCUGCUGCUGAUUCUGCUCAUCCUCUGCCUCAUCAAGCGCAGCAGGGGCGGCAAAUACGCAGUGAAGGACAAAGAAGACAAGGAGGUGGACUCUGAAGCUCGACCGAUGAAAGACGAGACCUUUGGAGAGUACAGAUCCUUGGAGAGCGAUGCAGACGAGAAGCGCUCUGACAGCCAGCCGUCUCUGUGCGGGGAGAGUAAGCUGGGCAGCGACGACUCUCUGGCCGAAUACGGCGACAGCGUGGACAUCCAGUUCAACGAGGACGGCUCCUUCAUCGGCCAGUACAGCGGCCGGGGGCCCGUUCCCCACGGCAACGAGAGCUCUGGCCCCGCCUCCCCCGUCAACCCAGUCCCGCCUCCCCCCAUCGCUCCAUCCAUGUCGAGCAUCCUGAACCGACCCAGCUAGACACACACACACACACACACACACAUUCAUUACAAAGCAUCACACACACACAGACACACACACAAAGGGACAGACCACUCCUGAAUCCACUGCCUGUAAUGUUAUAGUGCAAGAACACACACACACACACACACACACACACACACACACACAGUCUGAAUACAUUCCACAGGUUUAUGCAGUGAAGCUGUUUACAGGAUGUCUCGCCUUUUCUACGAGUUUACACACACACACACACACACACACACACACACACACACACACACACACACACACACACUCACUCACCUAAAGCAAACACCACCCUUCACUCUUCUAUCAGAAAGAAAGACAGAAGGACGGGAGACAGUUGCACCAGCUGUUUGUUUCUAGUGACGGCAGAAAUCUUUUCCUCUCUGUGAGUGCUGCAGUCGACUUACAUGUUAAUGAACACGAUACUGAAGCGUUUAUACUCUCUGGAACCCAGUUUCAGGCUGGUAGUGAGUUACAUUUCCAUUACAACAGCAUGAAGGUGUGUUUAACUGAUGCUGAGUCUUCCUCUCAGCAGCUGUUUCAUUUCUUCCAAAUGCUUCAGAAUAAAAGCAUGCUGUUACGUAGUUAUUUUAAAAAAAAAAAAAAAAAAAAAA
Acanthopagrus latus (yellowfin seabream) is the source of this 4899-nucleotide messenger RNA. Its product is annotated as neural cell adhesion molecule L1.1-like. Gene Ontology annotation, biological process: cell-cell adhesion. Gene Ontology annotation, molecular function: protein binding. The transcript has 29 exons. The record is from RefSeq and is a predicted model, not a curated record. The coding region runs from base 389 to 4273 and encodes 1294 amino acids. NCBI's taxonomy places the organism in Eukaryota, Metazoa, Chordata, Actinopteri, Spariformes, Sparidae.